Messenger RNA from Carassius carassius (crucian carp), 1815 nucleotides. RefSeq names its product ELL-associated factor 2-like. NCBI's taxonomy places the organism in Eukaryota, Metazoa, Chordata, Actinopteri, Cypriniformes, Cyprinidae. Bases 121 to 900 code for a protein of 259 amino acids. Gene Ontology annotation, cellular component: super elongation complex. The record is from RefSeq and is a predicted model, not a curated record. The transcript has 7 exons. Gene Ontology annotation, biological process: regulation of transcription elongation by RNA polymerase II; positive regulation of DNA-templated transcription. Gene Ontology annotation, molecular function: transcription elongation factor activity.
AGUGAAUAAUACCUCCAAUGAGGCGUGACCAAGAACACAAACGCAACCAAUCACAGCGUAGCAAGCGCAAGCAACGGGUCCAUACUCCAGAAGUGAGGUGUCAGUUUCUGCCGUAGAUGAAUGAAUGGAACAGCAUAUUCAAACUUUGACAAUCAAGAACACGUCCUCAAACUAGGCGAAACCUUUGAAAAACAACCUAAAAGUGCAUUCCACACGGUACGAUAUGAUUUCAAACCAGCCUCCAUAGAUACAACAUGUGAGGGGGAGCUGGAAGUUGGCAAAGGAGAGCAAGUUACAGUCACACUACCGAACUUAGAGGGAUCCAUAACACCUGUUACCGUAUUUAAAGGUUCCAAAAGGCCUUACAUGAAAGAAUGUGUUCUCAUUGUAAACCAUGACACGGGAGAGUAUCGUCUGGAGAAGCUCAGCAGCAACAUUGCAGUCAAGAAGACCAGGGCUGAGGGAAGCAGUAAGAUUCAGUCACGGCUGGAGCAGCAAACCAGCAGGCUCAGUCAGCAGAUGAAGACCGGAAGUGGAAAUAAGGCUCCGUCCAGCACCAAAAGCUCUCCUCCCAAGGAGAAAAUGUCCCCAUCAUCUCCCAUGGAUGAUAUUGAGCGAGAGCUGAUGGCUGAAGCGCGUGUCAUGGAUCAGAUGAGCAGUGGAGACAGCUCCUCAGAUUCCCACAGUUCCUCGUCCUCCAGCAGCGGGGAGAGCUCCAGCAGCAGCGACUCAGAGAAUGAGGAUCGCCCCACACAUAAUUUGGCCCCAGCUCCCCCACAGAGCACCUCUGCCCUCAACACAUCUCAAAGCCGUGUGGAGGAGAGCAGCGGGCUUUUAAUGAACACACUUAAAAAUGAUCUCCAGUUGAGUGAGUCUGAGAGUGAAAGUGAUGAUGACUAACCGCAAAGACACGUGGGACACCUGAUGCUGAAAGAGGGUUAGGUGUUCAGGAAGACCUUUCUCUUGUUAAAACUCUGUGAUACCUGAAUCCAAAUCCCUGUUCACUUCCCAGUUAUGAAAUCUUUUUUUCCCCCCAGAUUCUUAGUAAGACUUGCAUCAGUAAAAACAGUGUAAUUGGACACACACCUGGGGGGGGGUGCUGUAUUAGUAAAUUAAGAAAAAGUAUUUAUUUUAUUUUGUUGAGAAUGCUAUUGCAUAGAUGUUAGUUUUAUAGGAAUGUCCUAUAAUUGCUUCCUCAGAGGUUAUAGAAAUAUAUCUGUUUGUGAAAUAACUGUUUAGAAAGAUCAUCACGGUCUUCAUAUCUCUGUGUCUCUGUGUGUGUGUGUGUGUGUGUGUGUGUGUAUUGAGGCUUAAGAUACACAAGCACAAGUGAUUCAGUAGCAUAUUAUAAGGAGUCUUAAAGAGCACCAGUGCAUUAAGGUGCCAAAGUCAAUCUCAUAUAUUUACACAUUACCCAACCUGCAAUACUUGAAUUUGUCUCCCUUUUGAUGAUUCAGAGACAUUUGCUUAUAACAAACUGUGCUUUGAAUAUAAGGUGUAUUUGACUAUCCAUCCCAUUCUCUUGUGUUUAAGUGCACCCAUUUUUUUAUUAUUAUUUCCUAAAAAAUGAUAUCCAUUUAGAGGUUGAAGUCUCUGUUGUGUGUGUCUUACUGGACGCCUCUGGAAGGCCCAUAACCAACACUCACUCUUAAAGGAUGUCUUUAGCCAGCCCUUCUUGAGCACUAAUUUCAAAAUAUGACGUGCCAUUCAAUGUAAUGUAGCAGGGUUGACUGGUGUGGUAAAUGUAGUUAUAUGGGAGGUGUUUGAUCAUUAAGAUUGUGUGUAGAUUAAUAAAGAUUUAUUUUGUGACGUUUA